GACAACUCUAAAAGAGGUUUGCUGUAGCAACUCCACAACAAUAUGGUCUCGAAAGGCCAUUGUGAAAAUGUUCAAGACUGAAUUCGUAGAGUUUUGAAAAUGGAAGCACAAGGAGAAACACUGUCAUCAAGACUGAUUUCCCUAUUUAAGAACGGACAAUGGGGAGAAGAUGAUGUUGUUAAGUUGUUUAAAGCCCUUGUGGAACAUUUUAAUAUAAGAAAUGACAUCAAUGAUUUUUACAAAUGGAUGAUGAAAAUCCUGCAUCAAGUGGAGAUUCAUAGGAUCUCAGCAUCAGAUUUGACAUUUUUAAAUGAAAUCGUGGAUGAUGAGGCUACAAUUGAGGCUACAAUUAAUGGCUUAGCUGAAAAAAACAAAGAGAAAACACUGGAAGAGAUUGUAGAGGAAAUUUGUCAACAAGCAGAUAUUGAUGACCAAAUGAUGGCAGAAGUGAAGGAUAUUGUGUCAACUGUGAAUGACAGUCUAUCAGCUUCUACAGCUCCACAUCUACAUGCCAAAAAGAGCAUUUUGUUUAAGAUCUGCAAAGCCGUGGAAAAAACAAAGAACUAUAAACCUCGAGUGACUCAGAUGGUGAGCUGGGGCCCGUUUCAGAAAGCAGGGUUUUUUACAGGAGAAGGAAAGUCGUGCAUCGUGGCAAUGUUUGCUGAAUAUCAGGUCAUGAUCGAGAAAAAAAACCCUGAUAUCAUCUCAAGUUCUCAUGUACUUGCUGAAAGAGAUGCUGAAGAAUGGUCUCCAUUUUAUAAGGAACUAGAUAUAACGGUUGAUGUCAACACUAACAAAUCGAAAGAUGAAGACCUCAAGAAGUGCUAUGAUUGUCAGGUGGUCUAUGGAACUACUCAGGAUUUUGCAGGUGAUUUUUUGCGCCAGCGCUUCCACAGAAGAGAUGUGAGACCUGAGAGAAGGUUUCAGUGUCUGAUAGUGGAUGAGGUGGACUCACUUAUGCUGGAUAAAGGUCUUGAAGUGGUCUACUUGAAUAGUAAGGUUCCUCUCAUGGAAAGUUUGAAUGGAAUUCUGGCUCAAAUUUGGUCAAUGGUCAACCAACUGAACGUUUAGAGACUGGAGAGAUUUUAGGCCCUAUUCAGCUAUUCUCUGAGGUCCUGUUCGAAAUCAUACAUGAAAAUAAAAACAUUGAUCAACAUAGUAUAAUGCAGAUGGUUGUGGAUGCAGGAAUUCAUCCAAUGCCAGCACAAUUCAGAAUCCAGAUGAAGGAAAAUGUAUCAAACAUUUUGAAAAGGUUAGAUAACGCAAGUGUCGUCCAAAUUGUGGCAUUUUUAACCUUGUUUGACGUUUACUUUCCAGAGUAUAACUUUAAUGUAUACCAACAAAGCAUUGAUGGGUCUUUAAAGAAACUGAAUGCUAUAAGUCCCCCAAGUACAAAUGAAAGACAAUAAAUAUUUAUUCUUCUUCUGGAAAGUGGACAGUGUCGUAUUGUCUAUUUCAAGGAGGACCCACUUGUUAUAUCAAUAGAAAAAAGGAUUAAAAGGCAUUUUGAGUCAAAAGAGGAACAAAUGGAAUCUUUUAUCCCAGGCCACCAAUGUCUUAUUAAUGGUAAGGUACAAAUUUGGAUUAAAAAUGCUCUACUAGCUAAAAAAAUGACUUUGGAUCAAGAGUUUAUCCUUCAUAAAGAUGGAGUAGUUCCUGUUGAUUACAAAUGCACUGGCAUUGUGCAGAAUAACAUGACAUGGGGGGGAAGGCCUUCAGCAGUUUCUGGAGAUGAAACACCAAACGAAACUGUCCAACAUGAGCCUAAUCACAAACUUCAUGUCUAAUGUGGGUUUAUUUAAAAACUACUCAAACCAGUUCUAUGGGAUCACAGGAACUGUGGGUGACCGAACAGAGCUUGAAAUGCUGAAGAAGCUCUACAACGGCAUUAAGACCUGUAAGAUUCCCUCAUUUAGACGAAGAAAACUUUAUGAGCUGGAAGGCAUGGUGAUACCUGAAGAGGAUGAAUGGAUCAGGAAUGUCUGUAUUGUCGCUCAGAAUCAAGUGAACCCCACAGUCUAUCGAGGUCCACGAGCAGCUCUCAUCAUCUGUGAAACCAUCAAUCAUGCAGAAAUGUUCCACCAGUCUCUUGCGAACACCAUCUCAAAACACAAACUAAAACUCUACAUGAAUAACAACAUGGAUAACUCUAUGAUAACAAAUUCAACCAUUCAAGAGGGGGAUGUUAUCAUUGCAACUAAUCUUGCAGGUCGAGGUACAGAUCUUAAAGUCUGUGAAAGUGUAAAUGAGGCCGGAGGUCUGUUUGUGCUGCAAACCUUCUUACCUCUGAAUGUCCGAGUUGUACAACAAGCCUUCGGAAGAACUGCUCGCCAAGGGAGUCCAGGAUCCGCUCAGCUUAUCAUGUGCGGCAAACAUUUUUCUGAUUCUGUGAAACUUGUGAUGGAUUUAAACACAUCUGUCACCAGCUUACUCAGUCGCUUGAACUGUCUUAAACAUAUACUGAUGUCAUGCCAUUCCAAAGAUGGCAAUUUGUUUGAGGAUGCAUUUAAUUAUUACCUGGAUAAUCGGAGCUUUCAUUAUCAUGAGGCAAUGGUCUCUGCCCUUACAGACCUCUUAACCAUGAAAACCCUUUCAUCACAAAACUGGAAUCUGAAAAUGGCAAGAUGCAAGAAAUACUUUGGUAAAAAUCAGACUCUCAAGCUUUCUUGAAAAAGACGUUCCAAAAAACACAAAAGAGGAAGAGCUUUUUUCUGCUUACCUUGAUUUUUUGGACGAAGUUUAUGACAAUGAUGUUUUCUCUGACCAGCGUGAUGUAAUUGUGUCCUCUCUUCAUGAGUGCUGGUGUUUGUGGCUCCCGAUGAAGUUCAGUGAUGAAAAACCCAUUGGGAUACUGAAAGAACAGCUCAGGGUGGACUUGUCAAAUGCAAAGAAAACUCUUUUGAGUAAACAGUCCCCAUCAUCCAUGGUCUACUUUUGCAUCAGGUCUGGAAACAAUCUCCGUGAGAAGGGAUGCCUUUCCGAGAGCAUUGAGAUGUUGUGGCGAGGCGCAGGUCCAGGAUCAGCGUCGCCUGGGAAACGGCUCGGCAGCUGACGCUGAUUGCGUCCACCUGACGCUGAUUAGCUGCCGGGCAUAUAAGCUACGUGUUCCUAACACUCGGGGUUCUGGCUCUGACAACGCCUAACGUGGAGUAUUCGCUUCCCCCGAGUGAGUGACGGAGGAAGUGAUCUGCGAGAGGAAGCACGGAUCCUGAGAUGGCAGCAGACGAGCACCCCAGACAUUACCCUUUUGUACGAAGUACCUUUUUGUUUUAUAAUAAAUUUCCCACUGGGGUUGCUCGAAACCUUGCUGUGUGCGUGUCGUGUCUCUUCACCCCGUCACACUGGUGGAGAAUGCGGGCGUGGAAGCGAGAGACCGGCGCGUGCAAGGGUCUUGCCUACAGUGUUUCCUCAGCCCCGGAGAAGGACGGAUACGCUCUCUCUCGCCGUGGUCCAGGAGGGAGAAACCCGAGGACGACGAGGACAAGAGGGAGAGAGAUCGACGGCCCCGAAAACAGGGACGAUCCCAGCCCCAGAGACCGCUGCCCAGCCGCCCGACCGAGCAAUCAAGCUGCCGGAGAGGGUUGUAUAGCCAACCGAGUGCGCGGCCCAGACGCCAGAGAGCGUGGCCCAGCUGCCAAGGAGUUCGGCUCAGCCGCCGGAGAAUGCUGCCCAGCCGACAGAGGUCGCUGCCCAGCCGUCCGAGAGUGUGGCCUAGAAGGGAUUCCCGCGCAUGGAGUAGCCAACGAUCCCGUCCAUCUUCCAGCCUGUCAGUCCGUCUUCCAGUCAGUAUGGGUCGGACUGACAGGCGACAUUUCCCCUCCCACCCCUAUCGUUUUCCCGAGCUGUCCGGGAACCAGGUCGACGCUUAGGGGGGGGGAAUGUGGCGAGGCGCAGGUCCAGGAUCAGCGUCGCCUGGGAAACGGCUCGGCAGCUGACGCUGAUUGCGUCCACCUGACGCUGAUUAGCUGCCGGGCAUAUAAGCUACGUGUUCCUAACACUCGGGGUUCUGGCUCUGACAACGCCUAACGUGGAGUAUUCGCUUCCCCCGAGUGAGUGACGGAGGAAGUGAUCUGCGAGAGGAAGCACGGAUCCUGAGAUGGCAGCAGACGAGCACCCCAGACAUUACCCUUUUGUACGAAGUACCUUUUUGUUUUAUAAUAAAUUUCCCACUGGGGUUGCUCGAAACCUUGCUGUGUGCGUGUCGUGUCUCUUCACCCCGUCACAGAUGUACACCAAAGCUCUGGAAAAAGAUGCAUCUGGAGAGAUUAUUCCUCUCUAUAAUUGUGCACUGGCCACUAUUAAGAAGAAAGACACUGGCUACAUUGCUAAAGCGCUGAGUGAUCUGAAAAGGGCUGACAAGGCAAUAGAUUCAUAUAAGUUACUUCUGCCAACAAUUUGGAAUCAUGUCAAAUCAUCAAUGCAAGACCCAAAAAUGGAAGGCGAUGCUUUACUCACCAAACAGUUUCGAGUGAAGAGUAUGAUUGUAGACCUACUGAAGAUGAACAUUCAAGACUCUGUAAUGAAGCUGAAGAGCGCUGAAAGCAGAAGAGGGGAAGUGAGACUUUCUGAAAAACAUACAAUGUUUCUGGCACGAGAUUUUAUGGAGUGGGCUAUUAGCAGAACCGGUAUAAGCCUGGCUGAAAUCAUUGCACUUUCUCUGAUAAAUGACUUUAUAACGAGGGCUGACAUCAAAGGAGAAGAUUUAAACCUGACUGAAAAUUUUGCCAAAUUUUGGGCAGAACACUGUGCAGAGAGCUGAAAACAGAGAACGAGAUGUGGACCAGCCUGAAAGAGAUUCUGUUAGAAGGUCUUCUUCAUUUCUUCCUGAUAACUUUCAGACAGAAGACCUUAUUCAGAGUUCUGUGAGAGUUUUGAUGGAGCUGCUAAUGGAAUUUGAACAUAUCAUGUUUUUAGGUCUUGACACCAUGUUCUGUUUGGAGGUCAUAUUUUCUCAAGGUGGCUUUUUUUCAAAGCUAUUUAAUCUCUUUUGAAUUGUGACAGUUCAUUUAAAGCAUGUCACUUCACAGGGCCUGGCGAAGAUAUUAAGUGACAGGAGACUAGAUGAUUUAAAGCCAAAAGUUAUGUUUUUGUUUUGUAAUUUAAAAGACUAUAGUAGUAAAAAAUAUAUCUAAGACUAAUGAAAAUGUGUAUCUUGAUGCGGUAUAAAUUUCCUUAUUAAACACAAGUACACUGUAAAAUAUGAAUGUGUCUUUACAAAUAGAGUAAUAUAAUUUUCCAGUAAUUUUAUACUUUUUUUAUUUAAAAGGGAUCAUAAUUUACGUGAAAUUCACAUUUUUUCCAGUUCUUUUCCAAAUUAUAUACUGUAUGUUACUAAAAAACACUAUAGAGCCAUUUUGCCACCUCUGACAAGGAUGCAAACUUUCA
Messenger RNA from Triplophysa dalaica, 5385 nucleotides. Its product is annotated as protein translocase subunit SecA-like. Gene Ontology annotation, molecular function: ATP binding; ABC-type protein transporter activity. Gene Ontology annotation, cellular component: membrane. The transcript has 3 exons. Gene Ontology annotation, biological process: protein targeting; protein import. The coding region runs from base 100 to 1071 and encodes 323 amino acids. NCBI's taxonomy places the organism in Eukaryota, Metazoa, Chordata, Actinopteri, Cypriniformes, Nemacheilidae. The record is from RefSeq and is a predicted model, not a curated record.